Messenger RNA from Plasmopara halstedii, 291 nucleotides. RefSeq lists its product as uncharacterized. The record is from RefSeq and is a predicted model, not a curated record. The transcript has 2 exons. Bases 1 to 291 code for a protein of 96 amino acids. NCBI's taxonomy places the organism in Eukaryota, Oomycota, Peronosporomycetes, Peronosporales, Peronosporaceae.
AUGUCCUCUUCAGCUCAGAAGUCCGCUGCUCUGUCUCGCAACAACGAGUGCUAUUCAAAUCUGUUUCCAUCAAGGACGGUAUUGUUAGCACGACACACUUCGAAUCAAGAGCCCACCCCGAUUCCGCAUCGUAGCUGCACAUUUAUCCCACGGGCUCUCUUUUCACCUGGUGGUAGCCGUUUUGGAAAUCUUGAGAGUUGCUGGGUAUUGGCAAAACUGGAUAUAUUUCGGGAGCUCAAGUUCUUUCCUUUUUUGUAUACGUUUCGACGCAACGUGGUAGUCUUUCUCUAA